AGCCGCGUCCCAUCAGAAGGGCCCGGGAUUCCCCGCGUGGAGCGCUGCCGGGGCGGGGACGCGGCCUUGUCCUGCCCCGCCGCGCUCAGGCCCUUGCGCUGCACCCUCUGGCUCCGUCCGUUUUCCACCCCCCCCAGCCUGGCAGCGAUGUCCAGGGUGGAGGAGGAUCCGACGACCUGCCCUGGGGUGAGGGGGGUGUUAAGGCCUCCGCAGCACGUUUAACUCUCCGUGUCUCUGCCCUCCUCAGCGAUGGAAACGAACAACCAUUUUGGCUUCGCCGGCCUGCCCUCCGCCCCCACUGCCUCAGGACUGAAACCCACGCCCGCCUCAGGGGACAGCCUCUACGCCAAUGGCGCGCCCACCGCCUUCCCGCUGCCAGGGAAAGGUCUGAACGGGGACAUGAAUGUCAAUGGCUUAUCUACUGUAUCUCACACUAGUACUUCAGGGACCUUCAACUCGCCCACCCACUCCCCGGCCGCCCCCCCCCUGCACCCCUGCGACUAUCUCUGGAACUACUCGCAGUACCCGGCAUCUGGCGCCGGCGGCCUCAAGGACGGCCCCGGCCUUGGGCAGUACCCACUCAACGGACUGCUGAGUGGCGGGCGGCCCCCGUCACCCGGGCACAGCCCGGCCCUGCGGGGGGGAGCCGAGUUCUGGGGCAACGGGACACCCGGCUCCAUGGGGCUGAACUUCGACUCUCAAGAGCUGUACGACUCCUUCCCCGACCAGAGCUUUGAGCUCCUGCCCAACGGCCCGGGCAGCUUCUACACGGCCUCCCAGCCCUCCCCCAUGCUGGGCACCAGUGGCCAGGCCUUCUCGCCGCCCCACUGCCCGCAGGAUGAUCCCGACGCUGGCGCAGAGCGGGCACCAGCCGGGGGCAAGGACACACCGCCCGCUGUCUCGGAGAAUGGGGCCGGCCUGGUGGGGAGCCUGGAGCUGGAGGACACACAGGCAGACCUGAAGAUGUGCGGCUACAAUGGCUCAGCCCCGUCCAUGGAGCCGCUCAGCCGGGACGCCUCGCACUGGGAGCUUGGAUCUUCCCUCCCUCCACUCUUUGCCAGCUCCUGGGCUUGGUGUGCGCCCCAUAGCAAGGGCUUGACGUUGUGGUUCUGGCUCCCUCCCGCAGACCCAGGCACGGGCGACCUGUAUGAGAUGGACUCCUCGCAGCUGGUGAGCGACAAGUCCCCGCUGGAGGAGCCGCCUGACAUCUCAGCCCUGACGCCUGCUGGCUCCUUUGCGCUGCUGGCGGACGACAGCCAGGCCUCGUCCUCCUCGCUCUUCGCCAGCCCCCGCUCCCCACCUGUCCUGGGGGAGUCUGUCCUGCAAGACAGCAGCUUGGACUUGAACCACAGCAGCGACCCUGGCCCAGAGGAGCCGGAGCCCCUGGAGCUCGACCCCCCACUGGCACCUGAGUCCCCAGCUCGGUCCCCCUCCCCCGAGGAGGAGGAAGAGGAGGAUGAAGAAGCAGGUGAUGAGGGCUGCCCAGAGGUGUCUGCUGUCCCUGAAGCAGACGGUGAGGAGGCCGCACCGCUCAGCACAUCAAUCAGCGGUAAGCACCGGGGCCCCCAGCACAGCCCACCCCCCCGGACCAUGGUAACUAGCACAUGUCCUCUCCCAGCAGCCGAGACCCCGCGCCGCCGCAUUGCAACGGAGGAGGAGGUGCGCUUCCCUCUGCAGCAUGGGUGGCGCCGGGAGGUGCGCAUCAAGAAGGGCAACCACCGCUGGCAGGGAGAGACCUGGUACUACGGACCCUGUGGCAAACGCAUGAAGCAGUUCCCUGAGGUCAUCAAGUACCUGAGCCGCAACGCAGCGCUGGCUGUACGGCGCGAGCAUUUCAGCUUCAGCCCUCGCAUGCCUGUCGGAGACUUCUAUGAGGAGCGUGACAUGCCCGAGGGCCUGCAGUGGGUGCGGCUGACCCCGGACGAGAUCCCCGCCCGCAUCCAGGCCAUCACGGGCAAGCGUGGGCGCCCCCGCAAUGCCGAGAAGGCCCAGCCCAAGGACCCUCCACCCACCAAGCGAGGCAGGGGCCGCCCCCCCAAGCUCUGUAUGCUCGACCUGCUCAGCAAGACGGACGCCCGGCUGCUCCGCCGGCUGGAAGCCCAAGAGGUACUCAGUGAUGAGGACAAGCUGAAGAUGAGCAAGAUCAAGAAAAAGAUGAGGCGGAAGGCGAAGAACAAGCAGAAGCAGGAGGCCAAAGCACCCAAAGCCAAGGAGGCCAAGAAGAAGGGCAAGGCUAAGGAGAAGCGGGGCAAGGCGGAGAAGGCCAAGGAAAAGCCACGGGCCAAGGACAAGAAGGGCAAGGGGGGGCGCAAAGCCGACAAGGUGCUGCUGGCUCAGCGUCGGGCAGAGGAGCGGCGCCGCCACCAGAGCAUCCUGGAGGAGAUGAAGAAGCCCACGGAGGAUAUGUGCCUGGGGGAUCAUCAGCCCCUGCCCACCUUCUCCCGCAUCCCCGGCCUGGUGCUGCCGAGCACUGCCUUCUCAGCCUGCCUGGCCACCGUGGAGUUCCUGCACAGCUACGGCAAAGUGCUCGGCUUCGACGUGCCCCGCGACGUGCCCAGCCUGAGCGCCCUGCAGGAUGGGCUGCUGGGGCUGGGCCAGGGGCCUGGCCAGCUGCAGGACCUGCUGGUGCGGCUGCUGCAGGCUGCGCUCUACGACCCCGGCCUGCCUGCCUACUGCCAGUCUCUGAAGAUCCUGGGGGAGAAGGUGUCCGAGAUCAGCCUGACACGGGACACAGUCUCUGAGAUCCUGCGAUGCUUCCUGGCGGCGCACGGGGCGGGGGCGGAGCUGUGCGCGGGGCUGCACACGCAGCCCUUCCAGGCGCUGCCUCCUGAGCACAAGGCGGCCGUCCUGGCCUUCCUCAUCAACGAGCUCAACAGCAGUGCCCUCAUCAUCAACGAGAUCGACAAGACGCUGGAGAGCAUGUCCAACUAUCGCAAGAACAAAUGGAUCAUCGAGGGCAAGCUGCGCAGGCUGAAGCUGGCCCUGGCCAGGAAGACUGGGCACGUUGAGGGUGAGCUGCCAAAUCCAGAUGAGGGGCGGCGCCGGCGCAGCUCCCGCCUCACAGAGGAGAACAGCGGCCUGGAGCCGGAGGAGGAAGAUGAGACCCGGGGCCACAAGUCCCGCAAGGAGGAGGAGGCUGAGGCGUCUGCGUCCAGCAUCCCCGAGCUGGAGCGGCAGAUCGAGAAGCUCACCAAGAGGCAGAUGUUCUUCCGGAAGAAACUGCUGCAGGCAUCGCAGACACUGCGUGCAGCCUCGCUGGGCCAGGACCGGUACCAGCGCCAGUACUGGGUGCUGCCCCACCUGGGCGGCAUCUUCGUGGAGGGCACUGCAGGCGCCGCAGCCAUGGACGAUGCUCCAAAGCCAGAGCUGCCGUCAGACGAGGCACCCCUGCCCCCCGCGGUGAAGCCGGAGCCCGCAGAGACGCCAGUCAGCGGCCGACCCAGCUGUGCAGCGGCGCGGGCGCGGGGCCGGCCCCGCAAGAGCCGGGAGGAGCCGGUGGGACCCCCCCCUCAGCCUCCCCCCAACGGGCUGCUGGAGGAGCCGGGGCCGGGGCUGGGGCUGGGCCAGCACGAUCUCACACAGUCGGCCUUCCUGUCCUGGCUGAGCCAGACGCAGGCCGCCCUGCUGCACAGUGCCGUGCUCACCCCUGAGAGCAGCCCCGGGGCAGGGGGUGCAGGCCCCCCCCCUGCCCCAUCCCCUGGGCCCGAGGACAGCACCGCCGACAAACCAGGGGGGCCUUGGCUCAACCUGCUGCCCCGCAUGCCCUGUGCCGACACCACGGGCUCUAUCACUACCUCCCCUCCGGACCAGCCCACAGCCCUGGGCAUGCAGCCCCCACCACCAGGUGUUCCUCCCACGCCCCCCGCAGAGAUGCAGAGUGGCUGGUGGUGGCUGCGGGAGCCCGAGGAGCUGGAGGCAGUGGCACGGGCCCUGCACCCCCGCGGCAUCCGCGAGAAGGUGCUGCACAAGCACUUGGCCAAGCACAAGGACUUCCUGCGUGAGGUCUGCCAGCGCCCCCCCACUGACCCCAUCUUCCAGGCAGGCACAAGCCCUGCGGCCCCCGCAGGCUGGUCAGCAAUGGAGCAGGCUUUUGAGGUGGACCUGGCCGUGCUGCGGGGGGUGGAGGAGCUGGAGCAGCGGGUGCUACAGGCCGACCUGCAGAUCCGGGGCUGGAUGUGCCCGAGCCCGGACUCUGUGCGGGGCGACCUGCAGUACUGCGAGCACAAGGCGGAGGCGCUGGAGGAGCUGGGGGGCCGGGGCCGGCGGGAGGGACCGGUGCCGCGGCGCGAGGCCUCCAACCCACUGGACCUGGCUGUGCUGCGCCUCGGCGCCCUGGAGCAGAACGUGGAGCGGCGCUACCUGAAGGAGCCGCUCUGGGCCCCCCACGACGUGGUGCUGGAGAAGGCGCUGCUCACUGGGCCCCUAGGCUCUGACCUGGGCGGCACCGAAAUCGCGUACGAGAUCACGCCCCGCAUGCGGACGUGGCGCCAGACACUGGAGCGGUGCCGGAGCGCGGCCCAGGUUUCGCUCUGCAUCUGCCAGCUGGAGAAGUCCAUAGCCUGGGAGAAGUCCGUCAACAAAGUGACCUGCCUCGUUUGCCGGCGGGGGGAUGAUGACGAGCACCUGCUGCUGUGCGAUGGCUGCGACCGCGGCUGCCACCUCUACUGCCACCAGCCCAAGAUGGCAGCUGUGCCCGAGGGCGACUGGUUCUGCUCCAUCUGCUUGGCCCAGGCCUCGGGUGAAUACCCACCGGAGCCCGGCUCCCCGCGGCGGGGCAAGAAGCGGAAACGGGGGCGACUCUUUGGGGGGGGCUUCGCAGAGGAGGAUGAGAGCCCCCGGCGCCGAGCAGGGCCACGCCACGACUCCCCGGCCGUGCCCCGCUACUCCGGAGAGGGGCUGUCGCCUGCCAAGCGGAGGAGAGUGUCUCCACGGGGCCAGAGCAGCGACCUGACCUUCUGCGAGAUCAUCCUGAUGGAGAUGGAGUCCCACGAGGACGCCUGGCCCUUCCUGGAGCCCGUCAACCCCCGCCUGGUGCCCGGCUACCGCAAGAUCAUCAAGAACCCCAUGGACUUUGCCACCAUGCGCACGCGGCUGCUUCGAGGCGGGUACAUGAGCUCGGAGGAGUUCUUGGCCGACGCACUGCUGGUGUUCGACAACUGCCAGACUUUCAACGAGGACGAGUCGGAGGUGGGCCGCGCCGGGCGCGCCAUGCGCCGCUUCUUCGAGAGCCGCUGGGAGGAGUUUUAUCAGGGAAAGCAGCUGGCUCCUGCCCUGUGAGGCUCCGCCGGGCCAGGGGUUUUGGGGGAACGCCCCUUGGCCCAGCCGCCCCUCACGCCCUC
Alligator sinensis (Chinese alligator) is the source of this 5339-nucleotide messenger RNA. It is a transcript of the gene BAZ2A, whose product is annotated as bromodomain adjacent to zinc finger domain 2A. The transcript is spliced from 27 exons. Gene Ontology annotation, molecular function: DNA binding; protein binding. The record is from RefSeq and is a predicted model, not a curated record. Lineage: Eukaryota; Metazoa; Chordata; Crocodylia; Alligatoridae. Gene Ontology annotation, cellular component: rDNA heterochromatin. Bases 250 to 5277 code for a protein of 1675 amino acids.